CUCAGGCAACAGGACUAUAUCAACUUACAUAAGUGUCUAGUGUUGGAUGCAUGAUGGACCUGACAACUCUGUCAUGCAACCUUGAUGAAUAUGGCAACAUAAUCACCCUAAUAUUUAUUUGAACACCAGUAGAAGAGAUGAAAGUACAACUCUGCUGAGAUGAAAUCUGUAUUGUGGAUGGUGGUGGUUUUAGGGGUUGCUUUAGUAAUUCAUGAAGCUGGAGCUGAUGAUGAAUGCAGCACAGUGACAGCACUGGUAUCGGCAUGUGCCAGCUUCGUGAACUAUGGCACACCAGAUCCGAUUCCUGGUGCACCAUGUUGCAUUGCUAUGACUACCCUAAGUGCUGUAGCUAGCUCCACUGGCGUUCAGACUCGCCAGUCUGUCUGUAGAUGUAUGAUGGAGCUUAUUACUACUUACAACCCAAAUGCUACUGCCAUUGCCACUCUGCCUGGUUUCUGUGGUGUUUCUCUUGGUUUCACCAUUGAACCUAACACUGAUUGUGAAUUUGUCUCGUGACAAAUUGGUGUCUGGAAAGUGAUGCUGAAGAACAAGCACUUAUCUUCACUCUAAUAAAAAAGAGCAACCUUACAGGAACAGCUUGUAUGUUGUUUUUAAUAUAGUUGUCCAAAGGGAAACUAAACAAAGACUUCCUUUAAUGACAAGUAUGAUGUGAAUAAUACUUAAUGAUUGCUCCA
Molecule: messenger RNA, 695 nt
Organism: Solanum pennellii
Lineage: Eukaryota; Viridiplantae; Streptophyta; Magnoliopsida; Solanales; Solanaceae
Product: putative non-specific lipid-transfer protein 14
Exons: 2
Coding region: 160-516 (118 amino acids)
Biological process (GO): lipid transport
Cellular component (GO): membrane
Molecular function (GO): lipid binding
Source: RefSeq, a predicted model, not a curated record